Oreochromis niloticus (Nile tilapia) is the source of this 2356-nucleotide messenger RNA. It is a transcript of the gene hdhd5, whose product is annotated as haloacid dehalogenase like hydrolase domain containing 5. Gene Ontology annotation, cellular component: mitochondrion. NCBI's taxonomy places the organism in Eukaryota, Metazoa, Chordata, Actinopteri, Cichliformes, Cichlidae. The transcript has 8 exons. The record is from RefSeq and is a predicted model, not a curated record. The coding region runs from base 254 to 1585 and encodes 443 amino acids. Gene Ontology annotation, biological process: glycerophospholipid biosynthetic process.
AGUUCAACGGUUUGCUUCUUUGCGCAUGCGUCCUCACAGCUAUGACAAAUUGUACCGCUCCUCGGUACAAUAUACAACCGUAUAUUACAGUAUGAGGAGAGAGCGCAGAGUAUGGUAUUGACUUAGACUGAUGAAAAUAUCAUGACCCGGUUCUUCAGCGGUCACAUUUGCUAAGUUAGCCGUAACCGUUGGCGCAGCUAAAGCUAGCUCGGUCGUGUCUGUUGUUGCCCUUUCCACUAAAGUGCCUGAAACAAUGCAGAGAGUGAGAUAUUUAAAGACUGGCUGGCAGCUGCUGAAAUCAAGCUACGAGGGAGCAGCAAAGCAAGCGAACACCCAGUCUUCGGCCUCAAGAUGUUAUAGCCAUGCGAGCAGCUCCUUCGGGCUCCUCUUUGACAUUGACGGGGUGCUGGUGAGAGGCAAGACUCCGAUCCCUGCAGCCAAGCAGUGCUUCAAAAACCUGGUGGACCGCAGUGGAAAAUACAAGGUCCCUGUGGUGUUUGUCACUAAUGCUGGGAACUGCAUGAGGCAGACAAAAGCGGAACAUCUGUCACAUCUGCUUGAGGUGGAGGUGUCUCCAGACCAGGUGAUGCUAUCCCAUAGUCCUUUGCGAAUGUUUACCCAGUUCCACAAAAUGCGUGUGCUGGUCUCCGGACAGGGUCCAGUAGAGGAAGUCGCUCAUAACCUGGGCUUUCAGGAUGUUGUUACUAUAGAUGUGCUCAGAGAAGCGUACCCAGUCCUAGAUGUUGUGGAUCACAAUAGAAGACCCAAAGAUGUUGUCCCGCCCACUAAAGGUUUACGGCCAAUAGAUGCUGUUGUUUUAUUUGGUGAGCCUAUUAGAUGGGAGACCAACCUCCAGCUUAUUGUUGAUGUGCUCCUAACUGGUGGGAACCCAGGCAGCACUUGGAGUUCAGCGCAUUAUCCUCACAUCCCCGUCCUGGCGUGUAACAUGGACCUGCUGUGGAUGGCAGAGGCCUGGAAUCCCCGGUUUGGUCAUGGUAUGUUCCUGGUGUGCUUAGAGUCUCUGUACAAGAAGGUCACAGGAUAUGAACUCAAGUACGAGGCUCUGAUUGGGAAGCCCAGUGUGGUGACUUAUAACUACGCUGAGCUGCUGAUUAGACAACAGGCUGAAAGACUUGGCUGGACCACGCCUGUGAAGAGGGUGUAUGCUAUAGGCGAUAACCCCAUGGCCGACAUAUAUGGCGCCAACCUCUACAAUCGCUACCUCCAGUCUUCUCGUCGCACCAAGGCACAGAUGCAGGCUCAGAGUGCUGGUGGAAGUGUAGAUCCCUCAGCUGUUGAUGACACCCCUAAAAUGACAUCAGCAGAACUAGGUGGAGCUUCAGGUGUGGCAGAAAGAGAUCUGCCCGAGGGAUGUAGCUCAAUCCUGGUGUGCACAGGAGUGUACAGCAAAGACCAACAGGAGCUGCUCUCAGACCCAACGCAAACGGUCACAGAACAACGCAUCUUCCACGGUCACAGAGACUUCCGCUUCGAUCCCAGCCUCACUCAACCGUCCUUCAUGGUGCAUGAUGUAAAGGAGGCGGUUGAGUUGGUAUUUAAGCAGGAAGGCUGGCCUCUACAGUAGGGGUCCUAGGUUCUGUCUCCAUCUCAUAGUCUGAUCUUUCACCAUUAGCAACAGGUUAUCAAACCAUUCCCUUGAUUAUUACAGGGGAGAAGUAGCUGUUACUGUGUUAUAACGUGCCAUAGAGUCAGCUGUGAAAAGCAAUAAUAUGCCGUUUUAACACCGAAUACAUAGAAGCUGCAUUUUAAAUCAGUCAUCCAUAAUAGUACAUCAGACCAUGCUGAAUUCUUUAAAAAAAAGUUUAAGUUUUCAAUAAUAGACAUCACUGUUUCUGAGUCAAGGAAUUAAAUGGACUAUCUGUCCUGUCACCUUUUAUAUAAAAAUAAAACGAAUUUAAAAUUCAGGUUUUUGAGUACAUACAUUAAGUUGUUGAAUUACACAUUUUAGUACUUUGUGUCUUUAUACAGCUCUUUCUGAAUCAGUCUAAACUUGUUGGAAAGAUGUAACUGUGGAGGAAUUCCAACUGAAAUCCACCCAUGAGCUUAUCAAUACUUUAGUUUUGUGGCAGUACCACUUCAGGCAUUUGCACAGUCAAAAAAAAAAAAAAAUACACCCCUAUAGGCCCUAAUUUGUUUUUACUGCUGUCAUAUUUUACCUAAUUAUUUUUUUUAAACAUGAAUGUAUAAGCUCUGUUUAAGUUGCCAGCUAUGAGUGUAUUACAUCAUUUUUGACUUCAGCCAGCAGCAUGUCAAAUUUUAUUUUGAAAAUAAGUAGUCUUAUUUUCUGAAGUUGGUGGAAUUUAACAGUAGGGGUUUUCACAUAAUGAAUAGUGAA